GGCAGGCGCGUCAGGGUUGCAGGAGAGUGAUUGGAGCGGUACCGUCAGGCUGCGGGAAGAGCGGGAGGCGGGCUUUGGGCGCCGCCGGACUGAAGAGAGCAGCCCCUUCCCUCUACCGGCCGCGGGCUUGCGGACCGCUCUGGUAGCUCCUGACUCAAAGCUUUCCAUCAGCAGCACUGAAUGAAAAUUCUACAACUUCCUAGAGCUCACUAACGUGGCCAGCAGUAUGGAUUUUAUGAUGAAACAAGCCUUAGGGGGGGCCACAAAGGAUAUGGGUAAAAUGUUGGGAGGAGAAGAGGAAAAAGACCCCGAUGCCCAGAAGAAGGAAGAAGAGCGACAAGAAGCCUUGCGCCAGCAAGAGGAAGAGCGCAAGGCAAAGCAUGCCCGCAUGGAGGCUGAACGGGAAAAGGUUCGGCAGCAAAUCCGUGAUAAGUACGGUCUGAAGAAGAAAGAGGAAAAAGAGGCAGAAGAGAAGGCGGCACUGGAGCAGCCCUGUGAGGGGAGCCUGACACGACCCAAGAAAGCCAUCCCAGCAGGCUGUGGGGAUGAUGAAGAUGAGGAUGAGGAGAGCAUUCUGGAUACGGUGCUCAAGUAUCUGCCAGGUCCAUUGCAGGACAUGUUCAAGAAGUAGCUGCCAUACCAGCCCAAGUCCCACCCAGAGUUUCCUGGUGUUGCCAACUCAACACUUGGUUCAGGCUUUUGGGUGGUGAAGGGACUUUCUUUUGGGGUUUCAUGGGGCAUUUUCCUUUCCAGUUUUUGUUUCAAGGGGAGACUUCUC
Messenger RNA from Candoia aspera, 778 nucleotides. RefSeq names its product complexin 2 (gene CPLX2). The record is from RefSeq and is a predicted model, not a curated record. Gene Ontology annotation, molecular function: syntaxin binding. The transcript is spliced from 4 exons. Lineage: Eukaryota; Metazoa; Chordata; Lepidosauria; Squamata; Candoiidae. Gene Ontology annotation, biological process: neurotransmitter transport; synaptic vesicle exocytosis; regulation of neurotransmitter secretion. Gene Ontology annotation, cellular component: terminal bouton; SNARE complex. Bases 227 to 631 code for a protein of 134 amino acids.